Messenger RNA from Orcinus orca (killer whale), 1162 nucleotides. RefSeq names its product C-X-C motif chemokine 6. NCBI's taxonomy places the organism in Eukaryota, Metazoa, Chordata, Mammalia, Artiodactyla, Delphinidae. The record is from RefSeq and is a predicted model, not a curated record. Gene Ontology annotation, molecular function: CXCR chemokine receptor binding; chemokine activity. Gene Ontology annotation, cellular component: extracellular region. Bases 137 to 571 code for a protein of 144 amino acids. The transcript has 4 exons. Gene Ontology annotation, biological process: cellular response to lipopolysaccharide; antimicrobial humoral immune response mediated by antimicrobial peptide; chemokine-mediated signaling pathway.
CGCCCUCCCCAAACCCCACUGACUAACCCCGCUCCACUUGGCCCCCUUUACCCCGCCCCGCCUCAGUCCGGGGGAUUUCCCAGGCAUCCCAAAGAUUGAAUUUCCUGCCGGGAGGGAGAGAGUGCAGAUAAAAGGGAUGCGGAGGACCCGAAGAAGUCACGGUGCUCUAGAGCUUCAAAUCCCACCCCUUCUCCCUCCUGAACCCCUCUCGCUGAGUCUCUUCGCCACUAUGAGACUCCUGUCCAGCCACGCCGCCCGCAUCCCCGGCCCUUCGGGCUCACUGUGCUUGCUGCUCGCGCUGCUGCUGCUGACGCCGCCAGGGCUCCUCGCCAGCGCGGGUCCUGUCGCGGUCAUAGUGAGAGAGCUGCGUUGCAUGUGCUUAACCACCACACCGGGGAUUCAUCCCAAAAUGGUCAGUAAUCUGAAGGUGAUCGCCCCAGGACCGCAGUGCUCCAAGGUGGAAGUGGUAGCCACCUUGAAGAACAAAAAGGAAGUCUGUCUGGACCCAGAAGCUCCUCUGAUCAAGAAGGUCAUCCAGAAAAUGUUGGACAGUGGAAACAAGAAAAAUUAAGAGAAAGGACUGUGCAUUGGAAAAAUUGCCCAGUUCUUCAGCAGAAGAGUUUUCUGGGGAUCUCUGGACCCAGUGAAGACAAGAAGCAAGGGCUAAUUUUCUCCAGUGAGUUAGGUUUCUGUAUGAAUUCCCCACUAUAAGAGAGAGAUGAGAGGAGGGAAACUAUGUUUGUCCCUGCAGCUUUCUGCUCAGUUUAUGGCGUGUUUAGCGUAGUAUUUCCUGCUCCUUAUUUGCUGUUAUUUUAUCUGCUAUGCUACUGAAAUCUUUGGCAAUUAACUAAAUUGUGAAUCAGGAAUCAUUGGUUGUUAAUCUUUCAAGGUGACUAUUGUAUUUCUACAAUAUAGUUCUUAUAGUGCUAUGGAAAAAGCUGUGUCUUUAAUGUGUGAAUGAUAUUUCAUUAGAAUGCUGUAUACGGAGAUAAACUGUUAUUCUCACCCUUUCAUGAAAUAGGAACUACUUUAGUAUUGUUUCUUGAGGAAUAUGUUAGAGACAUAUUACUCUUACUCUUGACCCUGGUUAGCUAGUUAAGUUACAUUGCAUUAGAAAUCUGGAUAUAUUAUAUAGUUAUCUGUGUGGAAUAUAUUUCCUUAU